AAGGAGCAGCAACAUUCGCCGAGACUUAUUGGCUUUGUUCGCUGUCGCAAUUUGCUUUUUCAUCAACAACAACAAGGUGUGUGAUAAUCGUUAGCAAUGGCGACAACUAUCCAGAUGACCAAUGAGCAACUUCACGCGCUCAUCGAGGCUGUUCGUUCGUCGGCGGUUAACGCAGCCGGCAAUGCCGCUGCUGCUACUAGCGAAGCCUCAAAGACAAAAGGAAGUUUCAGCGCCUGUACGCACAAAUUCGGCGGUACUCGCAGCCACGACGAGGUCGAGGAGUUCAUCACAAAUAUUGUCACCUACAAGGAACUGGAGGACAUCAGCGAUGAGAAUGCCUUGAAGGGCAUAUCCCUGCUUUUCUGUGGCAUUGCAUCCACCUGGUGGCAGGGCGUACGCAAGGAGGCAAAGUGCUGGAACGAUGCCAUCAGCCUUAUUCGCGAGCACUUUUCGCCCACUAAGCCGGCUUACCAGGUCUACAUGGAGUUCUUCGAGAAGAAGCAGCCCGACUCCGUUGCCAUCGACACCUUCGUGGUCGAGAAACGUGCGCUGCUCGCCCAACUGCCGGAGGGACGGCACAACGAAGAAACCGAACUGGACUUUCUCUAUGGCCUGCUCAACAUCAAGUACCGCAAGCACAUUCCUCGCCAAAAUAUCUCAACAUUCCGCGAUCUGCUCGAGCAGGGCCGCAUCAUUGAACACAACGACCUGGAGCAGGUUGAGGCGCAACCAAAGGGACCGCUACGCGGCGCUAAUCGCGUUGAACGCUGCACCUACUGCAAUUUCCGCGGUCACACGUUCGAGGUCUGUCGCAAGCGGCAGACGCGGGAUCAGACGAAUGCGGCGAACUAAACAUCACACACACGCACACGCAAUAAACGGGACAUGACAUCAUCGACAUCUACAACAACAGCAACAUGCGCAGGGCGCAUAUUUGGAUGCCUACGUCAAUGUCUCUCUCUCACCAAUUCUCUCACAUCAAAACUCACUUUGUCAGCUGGCCUCACAUGGACACGAGGAGAGUGGAAAAUGACAACAUCGAAGAACAACAGUUGCGCACUCAGAAAGCUCUAGCAGCUUUUUGCCUAUGUCAGUUUCUGACUCUCACUCAGCAUCAAGUGGCGUGCCGGCCAGCAAAGCAGAGCUAAAAUAACGGCAUUUCGAUGUCGCAUACACUUCACGCCGAAACUUCGGCUCAAUUUGGCUGUGAACGCCAGCUUAAAUGAUUUUUCGUGAUUACUAAUCACAACUGGAACUCUACUACAAGCGGUGAACUUGUUCACCAACCCUCGAGCGGCAGGAAUUGAAGAACAGGUUAGCGCACGCAUUUCGCCCCUAGGCUAAGUCGUUGAGCGGCGUGUGGCGCAGCCAAGCAGCGACGCUUGCUCGUGCAUUGCUUAUCUCUGCAGAGUUCUUCGGAACUGUGCAGUCGAUGAGCUUUGUGCGCGGCCAGCGUCGUUGCCUGUGCUACGUUUGCGUCGGCUCAACAACUCGGGCCGUGAUGGGUGUUUCGUGUGCUUUGCUUUUCCCCUUUUCUUGUCGCUCAAAACCCGCUGUCUUGACCUAGUGUCUGCGCAACGUAGCUGUGGUGCCGUACGCUGCGUUCAAGCAGAGGGCGUGAAGCUUCGCUGGCUUCGGCCAGUGGAUCUAUGCGCUGCUCACUUGUCGCUUAGUUCGAAACUACAGCUGCUUUCGCGUCGAUCCUUCUUCAAUGCAGCAAAAAAAAAAACACGUCCAUGGGAAGACAACGCAGUGGCUUUUGUGUGUCGCAAGCUUCGAGGAGCAACUCCACGCCGCUGCUCAGCUCUGGCAGCGCGCUGCGGUUUACUUAGGGUGCGUUGCUGUAGUUCGCUUCGGCGCGCUGCAGCAGCUCGCUUUGGUGAACUGUAGCGCUGCUGCUAACUGGGUUCGGCUUGAAGUUGUGGCCUUUGCUGGUUGCUUCUGCACGACAGCCGCUGCUGAGGCUUGGUCAUGGGCAAACUUUCAUUUUCU
Drosophila arizonae is the source of this 1992-nucleotide messenger RNA. RefSeq names its product activity-regulated cytoskeleton associated protein 1-like. The record is from RefSeq and is a predicted model, not a curated record. NCBI's taxonomy places the organism in Eukaryota, Metazoa, Arthropoda, Insecta, Diptera, Drosophilidae.